AGUGCUGCCACUCAGCCUUGAGCUAGGUAUCUGGGAUAGCCCUGAUCCAGGUACAUUGCACUGGGUUAGGUACCGUCCCUUACGAAGUAGAUACUUAACCUACCUUAUGUACCUAGAUACUUACAAACCCCUCCAAAGACCAUCCUCGGCUCUGAAGUAAGGAGGAGCUUAUCUAAUGCGUUCUGGCCAUUGACCAACAUCUCAUCGCUGUCUGGACACCUAUAAAUCAUAAAGUCGCUGGAGAGGCAAAGGAUCGAUUAGCAGAAAGAUUGCAAGAGGAAAACUCGUUCAGACGGACAGAACGAAAUGCCUCCCCGAGCUCUCUUCUGCGCUGCUCUUCGGCCCCGAACCGUGAUGCCGCCUGUACGUUUUCGUGCAUUUCUGGUACGGUCCUCUUUUGCGACGCAAGUGAAUCCCUCAGUCACCCCUACACAACAGAAGUUCAGUUCUGAGGCUCUACCACCGCCUCGAUGGGUCUCGGACGUCCGCGCGAGAGUUGGGAAGUGUAUAAGUUUCGGCUGUGACCCGGCGCAGGUCCAGCGCGCAGCUAUGAUCAUGGGCACGUUGGCGAGGGAAUGGCGUAUUCUCAGCGCCGGGAGCGAGGGCUUUUUAACCGGAAGUCGGGGAGGAUUAGAGAACCAACAGGUCGUUUGGGGAGAGAUGGAUAGCUUUAGUCAUGUCAACAACGCAAACUAUAUACGAUAUGCCGAGUCUGCACGCGUGAACUGGAUUUUGCACUUCGCGGUAGAGGAUCCUAAGCAUAAGGAGGCGUGGAAAGAUUUAAUGCAGCCGAAAAGUAUCGGCUUGAUAAUGAAGUCAAUUACGGCCGAUUACAAAUUUCCAAUGACGACUCCAGACCGGAUAUCAGCUUACCAUAGGCUCCGGAUAUGUCCAGAGGAAACUCACACAUCAUUGAUCCUUGACUGUAUCAUACUUUCACAUAGACACCGUCGCAUCGCAGCACGCACAUUUGAAGACGUGGCUAUAUAUGACUACCGAGAAGCCAAGAAAACGGUGCUCCCCGACUUUAUGCUUGGUGUUCUUCGGGAUACCUGGCGAAAGCAAGAGGAACGGGCGACCUGGGCAAGAGAAAGAAUACGGGGCAUACUCAACGAAGUAGAGUCCUUGGAGAAAGAGACGUGGAAUCGCGAAGACGCCGUUGAGGAUCUCGGCGUCGCUAAGAAAUGAAGAUAAGAUAUAUAUCAUUUAGAUCAACUCAGUCAUAGUAUUGAGCAGCAGCACAUCAUCUAGCAUUACAGACCGAUCUUGGGGGGCUUGAUAUACAAUUGUAGCAUAAUAGUCCCUCAAGACAUAAACGCCCCUAGGCGAUUCCAAGGCGAUUCAUAGUAUGUACCCAUGGUUAAAUAAACAAUGUAAUGGAAAGCAUAUAGCACGACUUUAAGGACUAAGCUGCUUACCUAUACCUCGUCUCGAAGUAUAUCCGUCAUUCUCCAGGGAAAUAAAAGAAUAGAAUUGCAAAGUGCCCGUCACAUGGGACUUCUCA
Messenger RNA from Xylaria bambusicola, 1504 nucleotides. Its product is annotated as thioesterase-like superfamily-domain-containing protein. The coding region runs from base 307 to 1188 and encodes 293 amino acids. The record is from RefSeq and is a predicted model, not a curated record. Gene Ontology annotation, molecular function: fatty acyl-CoA hydrolase activity. NCBI's taxonomy places the organism in Eukaryota, Fungi, Ascomycota, Sordariomycetes, Xylariales, Xylariaceae. The transcript has 4 exons.